UCACCCUGCUGCUUCAAAAUGCGGAGGGAAGGGUGAAGGGCACCGCAGCGAUGCCGAGGGCAUAUCUCUGCCUCUAACUAAUGAACAGGAAAUAGGAAGCCUGGAGGAGAAGGUGAUGGAGAAGGAAUUUAGAGCAAAACUGGUUCAGCAUCUCUCAUGCAUCGGAGGAGACUGCGUCACCUCUGUUACACGGAGAAUUUUAAAACGCCUCUUCUCUUCACAGCUGGCUCAAAAUUACAAUUAUAGUGGAGCCAGAGGAAAGAAAAGUUUCCAGUCACUUCAACUGAGAAGCGUAUUAAUUGCUGCAGUCCGUAAAACAUUUGCUGCCACAUCAGAAGUAGAGGUGGAUUGCAUUGCGCGAAAAUGGUUCGCGAAUGCAAGAGAUUUGGAUGGAGGGAGGAUUCGAAGGGCAAUGUCAUCCUCUGGGAUUCCACCGCUUAUGGACUGAUAUUUGUGGUCACAUUUUUCUAAUUAUCUUUUAUCUUUUUUCUAAUUAUCUUUUAUGUGACUAAAUUGUUUAACUUGGUUAUAAAUAAUUAUUUCUAAAAUAAGUUUCAUUGUGUGGUAAAAGAUUUUUGACUAAUUUUAUGUAAAUAACUGGAUGAAUGCUUGUAUAUUCAAAAACAAUGAACUUUUAUGCUUUAGAUAACAUAAACUAUUAAAAUAGAUUUUGUUGUAAAUAAAAUUUUAUCACAUCUUUUGCCUGCUAUUUGUGCGUUGAGGAAAUGAAGAGAUUUUGGAAAGCUGUUGAAUGUUUUCUUCAUGGUGUGACAGCCAGCUGUGUACCAGUGUGAGAUUGGGUGAGGGAUGCAGAAAGGGGUGGGGGGAAAUCAAUGGGGCUUUCGUGGGAAAUGAAUAUUCAUGGGCGAUUGGUAGCUGUGCUAUGGGUAUUUCGUGGGAAAACACGACUUCUCAUGGGCGAUCGGUGGGAAUGCAAUG
Molecule: messenger RNA, 939 nt
Organism: Pomacea canaliculata
Lineage: Eukaryota; Metazoa; Mollusca; Gastropoda; Architaenioglossa; Ampullariidae
Exons: 4
Coding region: 116-448 (110 amino acids)
Source: RefSeq, a predicted model, not a curated record